This is a messenger RNA of Penicillium nucicola, 1893 nucleotides long. RefSeq names its product Hsp70 family protein. NCBI's taxonomy places the organism in Eukaryota, Fungi, Ascomycota, Eurotiomycetes, Eurotiales, Aspergillaceae. The record is from RefSeq and is a predicted model, not a curated record. The transcript has 8 exons. The coding region runs from base 1 to 1893 and encodes 630 amino acids. Gene Ontology annotation, molecular function: ATP binding; ATP-dependent protein folding chaperone.
AUGCCGAAGGUUGACGCCGACGGCUACUUGAGAAAAACCUCGGAAAUUCCCAAAAAUCGAUUGGCAUCUUUCUUUGGUAGACUGGACAAGUCGAAGCAGGCUAACCUGCACAAUUGUUUGAUCAUUGGGAUCGAUUUCGGAACUACAUUCUCUGGUGUCUCGUGGAUAACAUUGGCCGACUUUAAACAAGAAAACAUCAACAUCAUCACGCAAUGGCCUGGGAUGCGCGGUGACCAUGCUAAAGUGCCCACGAAGCUUUACUACGAGUAUGGACCCCAAACCGACACCCCGUUAUGGGGCUUUGAGAUUCCGAACGAAAUAGAAGCGCUUGAGUGGUUCAAGCUUCUUCUGCUGCGAGAAGAUGACAUGUGGAAUGAGCUUCGAGAUUCGGUGCAUAUUGGCCGGGCCAAGAUGCUACUGCGCGAGAGCGAGAAGACGGCUGAGGAUUGCAUUGCAGAUUACCUACGGGCAAUUUGGCAACAUACACUCAAGACCAUUCUCAAGGCUCGUCCCAGCUAUCUCAUUGAGUCUCUCGAGUUCCAUGUGGUUCUGACCGUGCCCGCGAUUUGGAAAGAUUAUGCCCGCAGUGCCAUGACAGAAGCCGCCAGGAAGGCCGGCAUUUUUGAUCAUCGUCCCGCCGGUCCAACCUCUCUAACUUUUGCUCCCGAGCCCGAGGCAGCCGGAUUGGCUGCACUGAUUGACCGUGAGAGACAUACUAAGCCAGAUGAUGUGUUUGUGAUUUGCGAUGCUGGAGGUGGCACCGUGGAUGUCAUAACAUAUACAGUUGGACACCAGCAGCCACUGCAAUUGCACGAGUCAGUCGAGGGUGACGGCCGUGUGUGUGGUGGCAUUUUCAUCGAUGAGGACUUUAUAGCACAAUGCAGGAAUCGCAUUGGCCGACGGUGGUCCGGCUUCAGCUCGGCGGAUCAAAAAGCCAUCUUAACAAAUGAAUGGGAAUACUCUAUCAAGCCUCACUUUGGAGAGGCAAAUGACUGGGAUACAUAUCCAGUGUCGAUUAUGCAAGGCCCAUUAACAGCCGCAGAGUUGAAUGACACUUCCCGCAAGCCUCAUAUUAAGAAUGGCUGUAUCUACUUUUCUGGCUCCGAUAUUCGUGAUGCGUUUCACAAGAGAGCUGUGCCUGGCCUCUCUAGUCUGGUAGAUAGCCAGCUAACCAAAGCCCAAAGCAAAGGGCUACAUGUGACGGGAAUUGUUCUUGUGGGUGGUCUUGGCUCGAGUCCCCAUAUAUAUCGAUAUCUCGAGGCCAAGUAUUCCAGCCAAGGAAUCGAAGUCUGCCAGUUUAAUGCCCUCAGAAGUCGUACUGCUAUCUGUCGAGGCGCUAUCCUAAAGGGACUCAUGGAUGCUCCCAUAACUGCACAUGUGCCUAAUGCUCCUGCGAUAUUGUCGAGAGUUUCGAGAACAAGCCUCGGUCUCAGUUUCAGCACAAUUUUCAAAAAAGGAGUCCAUGACAAGGGAGAGAAAUACUGGUGUGAAUACGAGGGUGUCUACAAGGUACGGGGUGUGAUGGACUGGUACAUUACCAAGGGGAAAGAUGUGACAAAAUCACAUCCAAUCCGAGAAAACUACUUUAAAAUCUUCAUCGAUGAGAGGGAAUUCCCACCGCCCGCCUUCACACUGACGGUUUACACGAGUGAAGCUGAAACGCCACCUUUUCUAUCGAGUGAUGUUAGCGUGGCGGAGCAUUCCACUAUUCAGUUUGAUCUCAGUGGCUAUAAAUACGAUGAUCUUGAAGACUUCAAGGGGCCCACGGGCCAGAGGGGCAAGAUCUUUAAUUACACCAUUGAGAUGGUGCCGUCAGGAGCUUCCACGGAGUUUUCAAUUUAUUUCCAAGGCAAGAAGCUGGGAUCGGAUUAUGUCUCGAUCAUGGUGGACUAG